Messenger RNA from Paecilomyces variotii, 2730 nucleotides. Its product is annotated as DNA repair helicase rad5,16. Bases 55 to 2730 code for a protein of 891 amino acids. NCBI's taxonomy places the organism in Eukaryota, Fungi, Ascomycota, Eurotiomycetes, Eurotiales, Thermoascaceae. The record is from RefSeq and is a predicted model, not a curated record. Gene Ontology annotation, molecular function: ATP binding; ATP-dependent chromatin remodeler activity. The transcript has 13 exons.
UACGAGAAACUCGAAAAGUGGUAUGGCGGACUCCGUGAUCCCACUAUUGAGGACAUGAUCAAGUGGCAGGCGGCAAAGUUUAAGGAAGAGACCCGAAAGAAGAGACUGCUCAACAGAAAGAACCUCAACGAAAACCAGGACGAGUCGGUGGAUAAUCAGCUGUUCUGCUCUGAAGAUGAAGGGGAGGCUCCUGGAGCUUCUGCAAAAUCUCAGGAUGAGGGCGAAGGCGACCAGCCUGCAAGUGACGAGCUUCCUACCUCGACUCAACCUGUGAACAAAGAUCAGCCCACCAAUAAAAGACGAAAGGCCAACAGAAUCUCUGCUGAGGAAAGGAGAGGCAGUCUACAACUAGGAUCAAAAGCAAACGAUGUGGACUUCGGGUCAUUAUUCCAAACGGAUAUAAUCGCAGAUGCGCAUGAGAAUUCGAGAUUACCGGUCCAUACCUUUACUAAGAAGAACAAAGAUGAUGCUUUGGCGGAGUUAAUCGCUAGUAUCCCUACAGCAGACAGAGAAGACGCAGUUCCCGAUAAACGAUUGGUCAGGGAAGCAACAAGGAAGUUUACACGGCCGGCAAAAAGUGAUGGUGAUGGUGGCUGGAGAAUAAAAGGAAUGGCGACUAGCCUAUACAGUUAUCAAGUCCUGGGAGCAGCUUUCAUGCGUGACAGGGAAAACGGACCUAAGAGACCUCAUGGAGGAUUCCUUUGCGACGUUAUGGGGUUCGGGAAGACUAUACAAAUGCUAGCUAAUAUGGUCGACGGCGUACCCACAGACAGGGAUGAUCCGGCAAGGACGACACUCAUUGUCGUCCCAGCACAUCUUGUUUCACACUGGGCGAGCCAAAUCCAGCGGCAUUGCGAAAAAGGCGCACUGGGGUCCAUUAUCCUUUAUCACGGGAAGUCAAGAAUAGUUUCCCAGGACGCCGUGAAUGACCUCCAGAUGUUUGGUGUCAUAAUCACCACAUAUGACGAAGUCAGGAGAUCUUAUCCAGACUUCAAACCGCCGGACGAGUUGACUACCGAGACCGAAAUUCAAGAGUGGUGGGAGGACGCCUACAAGAAGCACGCUGGUCCUUUGCACCAAAUCAAAUUCAGAAGAAUAGUCCUUGACGAGGGACAUUACAUCAAAAAUCCAGAAUCCAAAGUGUCUAUAGCAGUACGUGCUCUUAUAGGCCAUUAUAAGUGGAUUCUCAGCGGAACUCCCGUACACAAUGGAAACGAGGAGUUCUUUCCUUACCUUGAUUUCUUGAAAGCUCCUCACAUUGGGCGCUAUGAAGUAUUCCUUAACAAAUAUUGCAAUGGAGAUGAGAUGGGCAAUAUGCGUCUAGUAAACAUACUGAAGCCAAUAAUGUUUCGCAGAACGCACUCAGCUCGGCUUUUUGCGAUGCCAAUACUCAAACUUCCUGAUAUAGGCCAGAGAACUGUCGAGAUAGAACUUUGCGAGGCCGAGAACAAGGUUUACCAUUGGAUGAUCAAAAUGUUCAUUGACCGCAUUAACGGACUUUCCGAGCCCAAAAAAGUGGAACGCCAAUAUCGCUGCAUCCUGACGAUGAUUCUUAAAUUGCGCAUGUUCACCAGCCACCUUUUGGCUGUACAGGAUGUCCUCAAGGAGAUUAUAACACAAAAUGUUAUAGACGACCUGAACCUCCUGUUGAAGAAUGGAAGCGACCUAGAGGACCCUUCGGUGAAGAUUGUGAAUAUACUUACUGCUUUGAGAUCGGGAGCCCCUCCAGCUGAACCCCAGAAAGCUCCUGAGCCCAAGGGUCUAUGGGGAGACCAAUCAGCAAAGACCCGUAACAGCCUUAUCACUCAAUUCCGGAAGAUGAUGACAGAUCUCCAUUAUAGUGAAGCCUGGGAUGAACGGUUGGCGCGCACGACCUGCCCUAGCUGCGGAUCUGUACCCGUAGAUGCCUGCGUGACAUCGUGUAUGCAUCUAUAUUGCGAAGAGUGUCUCCUUCAUCUAGGUCAAAGUGCACAGGAACAAGGAAAUACACAGAGGAUCUGCACUAGUUGUGGAGAGGAAAUCCUGGAAACCGCACACUGCGGCUCUGUGGAGGAUCUUAACAUCGACUCGACUUCUCCUUCAUCUCAGCUCAACCAAGGGAACAAAAAGUCACGGCCAACAAAGAACAAGGGCCAGAAGCGAAAAAGGAGCCUUGGACACCAUGAUGAUCCUGAUGAUUCCGAUGAUGAGUUUGACUGGAUCCCUAUUGCGGCUCAUAUCAUGCCCAGCGCAAAAUUAACUGCGAUGACUGAAAUCCUUGCGCAGUGGAUAAAUGAGGAUCCAGAGACAAAGAUAGUUGUCUUCACUCAAUUUCAAGCAGUGAUCCGCAUCAUCAGUGCUAUAUGCCAAAGAGAAGUAUGGGGCUACACGUCUCUGACUGGCAAGAUGUCGAUCCCAGCUCGGGAAAAGGCAAUGACCGAUUUCAGAGAAAGCGAAGAUCUCAGAAUCAUGAUUGCGUCUCUCAAGGCUGGCGGCAUUGGACUGGACUUAACCAUGGCCAACAAAUGCAUCCUCAUCGACCCAUGGUGGAACGAAGCCGUGCAACAGCAGGCGUAUUGCCGACUAUUCCGCAUCGGACAGGAGAGAGAAGUGGAAGUUGUGAAACUCGUCGUGAAAGGGAGUAUCGACGAAUAUAUGAUCGAUCUCCAGAAUAGGAAGUCACUCGAAAUCGACAAGACUAUCGGAGAAGCGGCCCUUUCUGAUAGGCAAGUCUCCUCGCCUUCACUUUGA